GCAUCCCAUCACCUUCACCAAUGGGCCAAGCAUCGUCCACCUCCUCCACCGCUUCCACUGCACCGGCCACGGCCUCUGAGCCUGUGCCUGAGAACUCGGUGCUCGAAGUCGAACUCGAGAUCGUGUCGGCCAAAGACAUCGCAGCCGGUGACUUUUUCAGCGCAAGGGCUGCAGCCAAAGGCCACGUGGCCUCCAGCGAUGCGUACGCUUUGAUCGAGGUGGCCGGCCAGAAGGUGGCCUGGACGCGGCCGAUCUUCUCCACCCUAGAGCCCGUCUGGAACGAGAAGUUCUACUUCAAAAACGUCAAACCCGACACAAUCUGCAAGCUCUAUCUACUGGAUAAGGACUUCGAGGACGAUGACGCGCUCGGCCAGACGCAGUUUACAGCGGCCAACACGGCCGGCGUCGAAACGACCUUCGAGCUCCCUAUCACGCGUGAGGACAAGCCGGCCGGCACCAUUGUGGUCAAGGUCAAGUCGCGCCCGACACCGGUCAUCGGCACCGGCCAGCUGCAACAGGUCGGCCCGGUCCACUACUCUGUGCACUCAAGCUACAUCAACGGCUUCAUCACAGACACCACGACGGACGAGGACAAGCGCGAGUCGUUUGCCUACCAUGUGCAGCUGCACGACAUUCCAGCAUUCCUGGCCCAAGACAACGAUUGGAACCACAACCAUCAGUCUGUAGUGAAAAUAUUCUCGCCCGACCACCCGGAGGCUCCCGUGUUGCGUAGGGCCAUUAAGACGGAGCACGGUAUUGUCUACAAACACGACGCAGACACGGUCUACGGCGAGUUCAAUGGCCCGGCCGAUUUCUUUAACUUGUUGCACGACGGCAAGCGACUCGACAAACCCGUGCUCUUCACAUACGCCAUCAUCGAGACGGGCUGGUACUUCUCCGAGACCGGGGCGGCAUUCUUCAAGGACAUUCUGUCCAAGCACAUGUUGCAUUCCAGUGCGCAAUUCAACGUCAAAUACGCGGGAGAGUUCCAUAUCGAGAAGGAGGAAUCGGGCGAGUUUAAGUUGUUCAUCGACAACAACAGCGGCACGUACGCACCGCCCAAGGAAGAGCUACCGCAGAUCAAGGCCCUGCUGGAGACCAACUUCCCAGGUAUUGCGGUUGAAGCUCUGGACCGCAGCAGUCCCGAACUUAAAGAGAAGCGCAAGGAGAUCGUAGACGCGUGGGCUGCGUAA
This is a messenger RNA of Phytophthora infestans T30-4, 1193 nucleotides long. RefSeq names its product C2 domain-containing protein, putative. NCBI's taxonomy places the organism in Eukaryota, Oomycota, Peronosporomycetes, Peronosporales, Peronosporaceae. The record is from RefSeq and is a predicted model, not a curated record. Bases 21 to 1193 code for a protein of 390 amino acids. The transcript has a single exon.